UUUGUACAAUACUUCGUUGCUACCUGUCCCAAACACACGGCCACGGCCCAGUCCCUUUGUGUCACCGGCGGAACCCUAACCCUAAUCCCCUGCUUUGGCUUGUUUCUUGGUCCCUAAUUUCGCCUGAAUUCGUCAGUGAUUCACGCCGUUUUGUAAUGCGUUUCUCUGUUUCUUCGAGCUUGGAGUCUCCAGUCUUCCAGUUAGAUAAUGGAGGCCUUAAAGGAGGACAUGGCGGGAACCGAGAUUACGACUUCCGCGGCAUCCUUUCAGAGAUUCAUGGAUUCGCAGAAGGAUCUUUUUCAUAGCCAGGUCGAUCAACUUCAGAGAAUUGUCGUUACUCAGUGCCAGCUCACUGGUGUCAAUCCUCUUUCUCAAGAGAUGGCCGCUGGUGCGCUUUCAAUUAAAAUUGGUAAAAGACCUAGAGAUUUGCUAAAUCCAAAAGCCAUAAAGUACAUGCAAGCAGUUUUCUCUAUCAAAGAUGCGAUCACGAAGAAGGAAUCUCGUGAAAUUAGUGCUCAAUUUGGCAUAACAGUGACAAAGGUUCGUGAGUUUUUUACCAGCCAACGUUCCCGCGUAAGGAGACUGGUCAGGCUUGUGAGGGAAAAGGGCAUUCGAGAUAUUGCAGUUAGAGAAGCUUCAAAUAACAUCCAAAUGAAUGGCGACUCUACCAGAUUUAAUUCAGUGCCAUUAAACUCAAUUAUCCAUGAUCCAGUUCCUGUAAGCUCAAUUGGCUCAGCUGCAGUUAUCUCAAGCUCUGUGGGCCUUCAUACAGUCCCCUUACAUUUCAAUGGUCCUAACCCAGUCCCUCUGACUUCCGCCCACUCCGAUACUGUCCCAUUAGCUUCUGUGGGAUCUGACCAUGUUCCAUUGAACUCUCUCGCACCGGAUUCAUCUUCGUUGAUGUUUGCUGGACCUUCCGAUCUGGAAGGAGGACCAUCUUUCUCAAAACAGGAAGAUAUAUUGCCUGGUUUAGAUGACUCCGAAAAGCAUUUUGUUGAAAAUAUUUUUGGUUUGUUGAAGAAAGAGGAGACAUUUGGUGGGCAGGUCAAACUGUUGGAAUGGGUCUUGCAAAUCCAGAAUCUCACAGUACUAAAUUGGUUCUUAAGCAAAGGUGGUGUGAUGAUUCUGGCGACGUGGCUGACUCUAGCGGCUGCUGAAGAACAAACAAGUGUUCUGCUUGUUGCCCUUAGGGUUCUCUUGCACUUGCCUUUGCAUAAUGCUUGCCCUGAACAUAUGUCAGCCGUCCUGCAUAGUGUAAAUACUUUGCGGUUUUACAGGACAUCAGACAUAUCGAACAGGGCAAGGAUUUUGUUGUCGAAGUGGACCAAAAUGUUUGCCCGAAGUCAGUCUGCAAAAAAACCUAAUGGCAUUGGGUCUUCCACUGAUGCCCAGGAUAUGAUACUGAAGAGAAGCAUUGAUGAAAUUAUGAGCAACGAAUUUUGGCAUCCUGAUAUUGGCUAUGCUGAAGGUACACUUGCUCUUCCCUCUGAUCAUUUGGAGAAUGUCAGGAAAAUGGAGUCUUCACAAACAAUGAAGCUAUUGCCUGCUUCCACCGAAGAUGCGAGCAGGAAGCACAUCUUAGGUGGAUCUCCAUCUCAUGCCAGAGAACGUAGAAAAGUUCAGCUUGUUGAGCAGCCUGGCCAGAAAGCAUCAGCUUCCAGAACGCUUCAGGGAGCAAAAGCUUUAUCAUUUAGUCAAGGCCGCCCAAUGUCUGCAGAUGAUAUCCAAAAGGCAAAACUGCGUGCCUUAUACAUGCAGAGCAAGCAUGGAAGGAAGUCUAGUUUACCCAAUGGAAGCAACAGCAUGAAUAACGAAGCAGUUAACAAAGGGCAGGGUGUUUUGUUGGGCAACUCUUCUCAAGUUUCCAAGGUUGUGGUCGAACCAAAGGAUGAAGAACUCAAGGAACCUGUCUUAACUGCGGUAAAAGUUACUGAUAAGGGUGAAGAUCACCACCAUGCUACUGAGGCAAAAAUGGAAUUAAAGGUAUCUAUACAAAAAUUGGAAUCAGAGGUACCUGUAACAGAAAAGGAACCGAAGGUACCUGUAGAAAAAAUGGAAUCAAAGGUGCCAGUUGGGCAGUUGCACUCCAGGGUCCAGAUCCCAUGGCAGUCACCACCAGAGGUGAGACUCAACCUUCUUUGGCGUGUUGGCACUGGUGAGUUCAGCAAAGAAGUAGAGGUCCAGAAAAACAGGAAUCGCAGAGAGAUGGAAAUCAUUUAUAGGGUCGCUAAGGAGAUACCAUCUAAUCCCAAGGAACCGUGGGACCUCGACAUGGACUAUGACGACUCACUGACCCCUGAAAUUCCAAUUGAACAGCAGCCUGAUGCAGCAGAUGGUACAGAGAAGACAGAGGUACCCGAUGAUAACGAACCGAAGAAAUCCGUGGCUGCAUCGUCGUCAUCGUCCUCUCCAGCUGGUCCCACCAUCGUAGCCCAAAAUGGUGAUGGUGGUGGGCCUGCAGCGGAGCCAGACCUCGAGCUGCUUGCUGUACUCCUGAAGAAUCCGCAACUGGUUUUCGCGCUUACAUCUGGGCAGGCGGGCAAUUUAUCAAAUGAUGAAACUAUGAAGUUGCUAGAUAUGAUUAAGAGCGGUGGCAGCAGCAUAGUAGGUAGUAGUAGUAGUAGUAGCGUAAAUGAGUCGGGUGGUGGAAAAGUUGAACGGGCGGAGGUGGUCGAAGUAUCUCUCCCGUCGCCGACUCCUUCGUCAAGCAAUCCUAGAACGGUGCGUCACUCAGGCCCAUGCUGCAAGUUUUGUCACAAUUUUGAUAUCUCUUUAGUCUAUUUACCGCCGGGGAGCAAUAGGCUUUUUGUUAUAUACACAGUAGAUGUGAUCAUUCAGGAAAAACGGACUUUCUUUCUUAGCUCAGUCGACAUUGCCGGGUGGAAACUGUGGGGUUCAUGGUUCAUGCAGCUCUUUUUAUUUGGGUACUUCGUCCUUUCGCUUUUUUGGGGUUUGUUCUGGUCUAGGGGUUGGCUGGUUGAAAAUGCUCUACACAUUAUGGGGGAAAAUGGUUUGCUGUAGCUGAAGCGCCUUUACUACCUUCCAUACCAAACUAGGCAGGAAAAUUGGAUAGAUAUCACCUUGGUUCUUAGGGUAUAUAUAUAUAUGUAUAAAAUGGAAACCUUACUAAUACAUGUUUUCUUCUUUUCAAUCCGAAACACGGUAAAUUUGCAGAGUGGAUGGAAGCCAGAAGUUGCCAAGAACCCAUUUUCACAGCAAAAUCAGAGAGGAAGAGCAGCUGCUUAUCUCGAUACAACCAUCGUCACCAGUUCGGUGCUUCCAGACACUCUAGCCUCCACCAGUAGCAUGAGAAGCUUACCACUAGAGCUUCCCAAUGUGCCAUUGCAACCCUCUCAUCAUCAUCAGCAGCAGCAAUACCUCCGUCAUCACCAAAGUACGCCAAAUUAUCCCGAGCUACAGACACCAGGUGGCAACGCAUCAUCCUUUGUCUCCAUGGGAGAGGGGCCACAGGUUCGAUUUCAACAGCAGCGGCAGACUUUCCUUAGCGAAUCAUCUCCCCAAGUGUUGUCGUCGUCAUACUUGUCGUCUAGGCCAGGGAAUGUGAAUGUAGGCCGCGUCCCUGCUGCCCAGGAUUCCUGGAUUGCCAGGCAGGGUGUUGGUGCAGCAGUAGGGUCCAACUCGUAUUCUAAUGUAAUUCAUCAGAGUGUAUACAGUGGAACUAGCACGUCGGUGUAUAGGAGAAACGAAGAGUAUUACAGAGGGGAAGGGUUCGAGUCGUGGAGUCCGGAGAAUAGCCCUAGUCGUAGUAGGUCUCCUGGUGAACAAAUGGUUAUGGGCAGGGGAGGAGGAGGCGGAGGGUAUGUAUUAGGAGGAGGCAGAAGGGCGGCAGCAGGGUAUCGAGACACCGGAAUCCACGAUAACCAUCGGCAAACUGCGAGACCCAGGAAUCCAUCCAGUUCUUCCUCUGUGUAUCGAGACCCUAACGACAACAGCAGGGUAGGAAAUGGAAGGUGGCGAUGAUGAUGACGACGACGACGAUGGAAUGAAUGUGAUUUCUUGUUCCAACUGGGCUGCUGCUAUUGUUGGGAUGUGCACUGUCCUGUAGACGGUGCUUACCAUUUGUUGCUGAGAUUUUUUUGUGUUGCUGACAGUAAAGAGGCCAUCUAUCUAAUUGAAUACAACAGAUUCCUUCACUCGUUCUGUGACUAUACACAAUCUCACCAGUAAUGGGAUGCUUACGUGUCAGAAAUUAAAUAAAAAAUACGUG
Messenger RNA from Linum tenue, 4228 nucleotides. The record is from the annotation of a GenBank genome assembly. NCBI's taxonomy places the organism in Eukaryota, Viridiplantae, Streptophyta, Magnoliopsida, Malpighiales, Linaceae.